Molecule: messenger RNA, 573 nt
Organism: Cyprinodon variegatus (sheepshead minnow)
Lineage: Eukaryota; Metazoa; Chordata; Actinopteri; Cyprinodontiformes; Cyprinodontidae
Gene: snapc3
Product: snRNA-activating protein complex subunit 3-like
Exons: 3
Coding region: 16-453 (145 amino acids)
Biological process (GO): snRNA transcription by RNA polymerase II; snRNA transcription by RNA polymerase III
Cellular component (GO): snRNA-activating protein complex
Molecular function (GO): RNA polymerase II cis-regulatory region sequence-specific DNA binding; bent DNA binding; RNA polymerase III type 3 promoter sequence-specific DNA binding
Source: RefSeq, a predicted model, not a curated record
UUGAUUCUUUGAUUUAUGUCUUUGUCGCUUGAAUCCAGGACGACCAUCGAGUGGUCAAAAUCCAACAACUACCCGCCGUUCAGCCAGGCCAAGAUGGAGGACACGCGUUGGGUGGAUCUGAAGGUGAAGUUGGGAUACCCGUACCUCUACUGUCACCAAGGAGACUGCGAACACCUGGUCAUCAUCACAGACAUCAGACUGGUCCACCAGGGCGACUGCUUGGAUAAGAGGCUGUAUCCGCUCCUCACGCACAAGAACAGGGCGGUCACCCAGAAAUGUGCCGUUUGCCACGUCUUCAUCGGCAGAUGGUACACCAUCGGCGACCAGUUUGCUCCCAGUGAUCCAUGUAUCUUCUGUGACAAAUGCUUCCGGAUGCUUCAUUAUGAUGAGCAGGGCAUCAAACUGGGAGAGUUCCUGGCUUAUCCAUACGUGGACCGAGGGGCCUUUAACUGAACUUCCUGUUAUGCUGUAUUAUAGUUACAUUUCAUAAAGAUGUAUUUAUUUUUAUUUUUUUGCAUAAAUUUACCUUUGUUCAUUAAAGCAUAAGUUUCAUCAAUUCCUCGCACAUUUGCU